AUGCAAGCCGCACUGGUGCAGUUCGAGGACGCCUAUGCGACGGGCCUGGCGCAACCUGUCGCUGAAUUCCUCAGUCCAGUGCCACCCCCAAACGAUCCAGGACGGCUGUACGAGUUCUACCGCGCAUCGAACGACGAUAAGAUCGUUGGCGACAUACGCUAUGCGCUCAAGUACAACAAGAAGACUCGCAUGGGACAGAAAGAGGGUGAUGCAUGGAUAGAUAUCAUCGCCGCCUACUGGCGCGGAGUCAAGCAAAUCAUUCUCACCGAUGAAGCAACAAACCAGGGCAGGCUCACAGAUCGUCAAUUUCUUGCCGUGUAUGAUGCCUGGAAAGACUUGACCAGCAGCUUCAUCAAGCACAUCUCAAACGGGGCGCUGCCAGCCUGGGCUAUUUUCACACUAUACUUCACGGCGAACCACCUCCGGAAGAUUGCGAUCAAGGCAGGACGAGCAUUUGGCACAAGCUAG
Parastagonospora nodorum SN15 is the source of this 468-nucleotide messenger RNA. RefSeq lists its product as hypothetical. The coding region runs from base 1 to 468 and encodes 155 amino acids. NCBI's taxonomy places the organism in Eukaryota, Fungi, Ascomycota, Dothideomycetes, Pleosporales, Phaeosphaeriaceae. The transcript has a single exon. The record is from RefSeq and is a predicted model, not a curated record.